UAAAUAAUAAAUAAAACAUGACAGUUGUUAUCACUUCGUACUUUGAACAAUUUACCACUAGUAAUUCUAUAUUUUUUAUAAAAAGAAAGGAAUGAUACAAGGUCGUAAGUUAAUUGGAAAAAAUCCAUUAGAUUUUCGAAAUGCUCGAGCACGCCAACCUGAAAUUGUACGAUCUGUUCAAAAAGAUGCCAAAUACACAGAAGAACUAACAGAAGAUUUCUCGGAUCUCCUGCGUUUAACCGGCUCUCGCAGUUGGAUAAAAUACAACCAACUAUGUAAACUCUUUGCCGAAAUCAGUUAUCAUGGAUUUGCGUCAAUUAGUAAUUUACAAACACUUGGUGAGGAAUACACUGGUAUUAUUCAAGUUGAUAGUGCAUAUAUGCACAUUCCAUCCCGUUUGUUACAACUAGUUGCAAUCAUACUGGAAUUCGGUGGAGACGCUUUAUUUGUUCGAAUUUUAGAAAAACUUGAAAAAUACAUCAAAGAUAAUGAGGAAAUUGUACCGGAUGCAAAGGAAAAACUACUAAGGGUGCUACGAAUAUUGUAUUUCUCUCCACAAUAUAUAAAGGCCUUACAUAAAUCAUUAUUUUAUGUGCGUUCCGGUAAAUACCAAAUGUCCAAACGUUUUACUGGCUUAAAUUACGUCCUAAUACGCCACUGGUUACAACCAGAAUUUUCAUUAUAUGGAUAUAAAAUACUUGGAGUUAUAACAUUUCUACAAGUAACUGUGUCAUUAAUAAUAAAUGCAUACGAAUAUUGGAAAGAACAUAAAAGAAAAAAGUUAGAGAAUAUAAACAGCUCUUCUAGAAGGUUAAUCAACACAGAGAGAAAUGCAAAUUCCGAAAAGUCUGAGGCGCCACAGUGCAUCCUUUGCCUUGAUUCACGUACUAAUACGACCUUGACGCCAUGUGGACAUUUAUUUUGUUGGAAUUGUAUACUUGAUUGGCUGGAUGAACGUGAUGAAUGCCCUUUGUGCAGAGAAAAGCUAAAGAAGUCCAAUGUAAUACCUUUACAAAACUAUUUAUAAAGCUUAAUUGUAUCGAAGUUGGUAUAGGGUAUUUUUUGUCAUAUGAAUUAAUAAGAAAUGGUAUUUGUAAGAUUUUAAAAUAAAAAUUUCACCAAGGUUCA
Molecule: messenger RNA, 1128 nt
Organism: Bactrocera neohumeralis
Lineage: Eukaryota; Metazoa; Arthropoda; Insecta; Diptera; Tephritidae
Gene: Pex10
Product: peroxisome biogenesis factor 10
Exons: 2
Coding region: 92-1027 (311 amino acids)
Biological process (GO): protein import into peroxisome matrix
Cellular component (GO): peroxisomal membrane
Molecular function (GO): zinc ion binding
Source: RefSeq, a predicted model, not a curated record